UUCUUCUCACUCGUCUUGCUGACAGAGCCGGCUAGGUUGGGACCGUAGAUGGAGUAGAGGAGACUCUUCCAGGACUCCAAACCUUAUGAAAAUCUAAUGUAAGUACACAGUGAAGAAGCCAAACGGAACUGAAAAAUGGCAGGCUUCCUAGACAAUUUCCGAUGGCCUGAAUGUGAGUGUAUUGACUGGAGUGAAAGAAGAAAUACAGUUGCUUCUGUGGUAGCUGGGAUCUUGUUCUUUACAGGUUGGUGGAUAAUGAUAGAUGCAGCCGUAGUUCACAGUAAGCCAGAAGAAAUGAACCAUGCAUUCCAUACUUGUGGAGUGUUUUCCACACUAGCUUUUUUCAUGAUAAAUGCUGUAUCAAAUGCUCAGGUGAGAGGAGAUAGCUACAGUGAUGGAUGUUUAGGAAAAACAGGUGCUCGUGUCUGGCUCUUCAUUGGUUUCAUGUUGAUGUUUGGUUCACUUAUUGCUUCCAUGUGGAUCCUUUUUGGAGCAUAUGUUACUCAAAAUAUUGAUGUCUACCCAGGAUUAGCAGUGUUUUUUCAAAAUGCUUUGAUAUUUUUUAGUACCCUUAUCUACAAAUUUGGAAGAACAGAAGAAUUGUGGGCUUAAGAGUACAAUUUUUUCUUCAUCCUCCUUAGCAAGUCAUGUAUGUAAAUAUAACUUACGUUUUGGUUGUUUUCUAUUUUGCCAAACAGAUUGCAUUACAUAUUUUAUAUGUUUUCUUAUUUUUGGAAAGCGAAUUGAUUUAAAUAGUCUGUUCCAAGUUGUUGUAUUUGGCUACCUUUUUAAUAGAACAGAUUUGUGUAUAUGUACAUAUUAUGGCUAUCUAUAAUAUAUAAUAGUGAAUGUUAAAUUUUCAUUGCAGUUGGCAGAUUUUUCUGCUCUGAUAUAUUGUGAAUGUUUUAAAAGGCUCAUAGCUUUUUCAAGACCACAUGUCACUCUUAGCACAAAUGUGCUUAGUAGCAUCUCAUGCUACAUUCAAUAGAGGAGUGAAGAUUUGAUUAGGUGAUUAGAAGGCGAGAUUAAAGAUUUUAUCUAGAAUCGCAUUUUUAAGGUUCCUCAAAACAGCCAUUUUGUAGUGCAUGACCCAAAAAAAUGUAUUAUAAAAAAUUGUAUAAUCUGGCAUUAUAUUUUAAAACGUCACCUAGCACUAUUUCCCAAAUACUACAAAUGUUCUACUAUUACAAAAUAUGUUUUGAACAAAGGAAUGAAAUAUGUAUGAAAAUUCUAAAAUGCACUAGACCUUAACUUAAGUUGCUAGCACAGCAUGCCUUGGAAUGGACCAAAAAUGUUUUAAGAUUUUGACAAUUUUAGCAAAAUUCCAGGUGUGAAAUGCAAGGGGUUCUAAUAUAAAAACCAACCCCAAAAUAUCUACUCACUUAUGGUUCUGUUCAGACAUAACUUUAGAUAUACAUACUGAGAGACACAGAUUUUAAUGCAAAAAUCUUCUUUACCAUAGAUAUUUCACUUGUUUAUGCAAUAUUCAGAGCAAAGGAGAUCCCAUGUUCAAAUUAUCUUAGAAACUCCUGCUUAGCUGUCUGUGUUAUAAAAGCAAGAGUGUGUUAAGUGUCUUUAGAUGUGAUUUGCUAGAUUCCAAAUAAAGGGGAGGUGGAAAAACCCAAUUAUAUUUUUAAACUCAUCUCUUGGCAAGACUAUCAUAGUAUUUUCAAAGAUUUUAUAUACUUUAUUUGUAUGAAUGAACAUGUAUGCUAGUGCAGUGUCAAGUUAACAAGGACUAGCUUUAUUUUGUACCCCUAAAGCCAAAUUGUGUACAGCAUCAUUUGCAUAAUUUAGCGGUUCUUGAUUUUCUCUUAUAUUGAAAAUUCCCUGGCAAGAAAGGGUUGUAGGGGAAAGAUGAAGAAUCAGUUGAGCUAGAGGUGCUUACAUUCUGAGUAUUGCAUGUCCUGCUCAUGGAUCUAUUCCAAGCCCUUCUAUCUUGCAUGCUUUUGAACUUUACCCACACCUAGAAAGUAAACGGGCCAGGUAGUGUUGAUCUUUUGAAACUUUCUUUGUGUCUUCAGAGCCUUUAGAGGACAGACUAUGAAGCAAAUACAUAUGCUGAAAGUUGUCUUGUUACCUCACUCUUAUUCCUGAUUUCAACGUUGGACUGCACUUUAAUCUGUUAUAAACAUUAGUCUAGACUACCUUGUUUGUUCACUGUAAUUACCUUAAAAUCCAAUAAAGAUUGGUAAAAUA
Elgaria multicarinata webbii is the source of this 2199-nucleotide messenger RNA. It is a transcript of the gene TMEM50B, whose product is annotated as transmembrane protein 50B. Lineage: Eukaryota; Metazoa; Chordata; Lepidosauria; Squamata; Anguidae. Bases 136 to 612 code for a protein of 158 amino acids. The transcript has 7 exons. Gene Ontology annotation, biological process: late endosome to vacuole transport via multivesicular body sorting pathway; protein targeting to vacuole. The record is from RefSeq and is a predicted model, not a curated record.